GCCUGUGCGCGUGACACCAUUGCCAUCCUGCUGUGUCCACGGGAGGAUGAAGAUGACGACUGCAGCGGACAUGACGGGGUUGCGCCUCUUCAUCUUCAUCACGCUGAUCGUGUUCCAGCCGUCUUUCACGAUGACUUCGCCACAUCCUCAGGACCAACAUCCAAGACCACUUCAGGACUUAGUCUCACUCAGAUCCCAGCUGGUCCAAAGGAGUCCAGAACAGAUCCAGCAGAAAUCUGGGACCAAGAUGGACGGCCGGCAGGAUCCACUGGACCCAGAGGGGAACUGGACACGUCCAUCUGACCUUAAGACCCCCCAAGUAGUCGCCACCGAGGAAUCUUCCAUGGAGGCUUCUGGCGUCUUUGGAUUGGACGCAGAUGAGCGAGAUGGAGGUGAGGAGGGCGGAUUGGCCCGAGACAGAAGAGACGAGUGGACGGACCUCCAUCCUAUCUUCAAGAGGACAAGUGCUACACUGGACCUGGACACCAUGAUUGGCUACAGUCCCUCCUCACCCGCCCUCGAUGCUGGGCCUCGGCAGCACCGUGAGCAGUUAUGGGAGGCAGAUUCUCACUCCAGCGGUUUUGGUGCCCUCCGCACCUCCACGGCUUCUGGCAUCGUCACGGCAACGCCUCCCCCCGAGUCCGACACAGGCACAGAUUUUGGACUAUUGGGGGUCAAAGGCGAGGACGAAAGACGCCUCAACGUCCCCGUGGACCGUGUCGACAAAGACGAAGACGGCAGGAAGCAGACCAGGAGACCUCCCACCCAUGUUUCACCCAGCGGACACUUGGCUGAGGCCACCUGGGACUGGCUGGCCACGCCCCCUCAGCAAGCACAGGUAACAUGUGUGGACUGGACGCAACCUGCUGGACACGGCUACGUCAUCCUCAACAUGACGCACAACCUCAACUGUGAGGAGUUCCGUGUGGAUGGCGGUGUGCUCCUGCUGAAGACGAUGGAGCGCCUGUUUGCCCGCAGGAUGAAGAGCCCAGAGGGAUCAUGGCGACUUUACCUGAGCAAGCCGACACACCAACAACGGCAGAUGCUCAUGCACGUGGCAUCUGAGCAAGGAGUGAUCCCCACCAAAGACCUUCUGAGCAUGCUGACAGAAAUGAGGAUAAGUUUGAACAAGGUGGGCGUCCAGGGCUACGGCAAGCCCAGCCCAUGUCCGCCUCGGCCGAGUCAGACGCGCAGCGACUACAGCAAACUCUUUGUGGUCCUGGUCAUCAUCGGCUCGGUCUGCAUGGUCAUCAUCGCGUCAGGCUUCAUCUACAUCUGCUGGCAGAGACGCCCGCCAGUCACCAAGAGCACGUUCCGCGCCGAGGAGCUUCACUUCGUGGAGAACGGUUGCCACGACAACCCCACACUGGACGUGGCCGGCGAUAGCCGUCCUGUGACGCGGGAGAAGACCAGCGCCAACGGGCUGGCGGGUGCAGGCGAGGCGGGCGGAGACGAGAGCAGUCGCUGGCAGGAGUCAGGGCAGAGGAGCACAGAAAGUGAGAGGGGAGAGGCCUCUACUGGAAAGGUGUUUGUCAAUCAAGCAGCGGCGGAAGAGGAGGAAGAGCAGGACACACACCUCUGAUGGCAUCAUCGCAAGGACUUCAUCGCUUUGAUGUCAAAGUCGGAUGGAAAUGAAGCACUUUAACGCUACUUGUACGCCAAACAUUCAUGUAUUUCAGUGCUACCGUUAGUUUAGCACGCGGCCUUGUGCGUAUGUGUGUGUUAGCGGUGUGCUACGCUAACUCGCAGUAAUGUAUGUGAAAUAAUUAAAUACGUGUAGGAAAAUAUGAAUUUUGCGUCGACCAACCGAGAUAUGAUAUACAGUACAAGAUGGCCAUUAUUAACGAUUUUUUACAUUUUUUUUAAAUGCUGUUGUUUCGACAUGUGUACAGCAACACUAAUGGACAUUGGAGUGUUACUUUCAAAGUAUUGCUAGAAACAUAAUUUUAUAUGGGACUUUAUUGUAUUAUAUGUAUAGUACAUGUUCCGAAAAGAAAAAAGCAUAAAACACCACCAGAAUUAGAGAUAUUACAAGUCAAAGUGAUGAAGCUUAGUGUUACGCUCAUGACUUGGUGUAACUAAACAUUACCCUAUAAGAUGACGCAAUUGCAUUUUAUUGAUAUUUGAAAUGUAUUCAAUGUUUAUAAAUGAAUAUUUAAAUAUACUAAAUGUAAAAAAUGGAAUAAAUAUUCUAAAUAAGAUCAUUAAAUGAAAUCUAGUUUGGUUACGCCAUCAUGAGAGCAACACAAGGUUGUAAAAGUUUCAACUACAAUUCUAAAUAAGAUGUCAAAAGCAAACUGAAAUCAAAUACACACAGCUUAAAGAUUGAUCAAUACCUAUUUAAAUUUAGUAAUACAUAAAUAUGAUUGAUCAAAAUAUAAAAGAAAUAGAACAGAACGCUCAUGAUGGUUACACCAAAAAGUAACGCUAUGAAUCACGUUUUUCCAAGUUUUUGGGGCAUUUUUAUGCUAUUUCCAAGCAUCUCCUUUUUAUUAUCGUUGAUUUUAAAUGGUCAAACUAAUGCAUAUUAUAUAUGCAUGCCCUAGUAAACAAAAAAAAAGUCAUAUUUAUUUGGAUUGUUACAUUUUGAAGUACAUUUGUGCAGGUGGGUGCGAAUGUACCCAUUACCAGAGCUGUACACACACAUGGGAGUUGAGGCUUGAAGAAGGAUGUAAAAGGGCUUGAAGCAGAAAUGUGCAUGACAACAAAGCUAAUUAGACUACAAGCUAAUACUGGACUGCAAAUAGUCUUAUAGAGGCCUCUUCAUCCUAAAGGUCAUUGUUGUCAAUGCUGUCCAGUGUCCAAGGAGCAUGUUGCUGCAACAAAUAAACAAAAUAACGUCAAUAAUUGUUAAUUUAUUAAUUGUUUGGUAGCUUUGUCAACGCACGUCAAACAUGUAUGCAGUGUGGCUCACUUGUUUACUUGGAAUCAUUAAAAAGUGUGGAAUAAAAUAAAAUGU
Messenger RNA from Entelurus aequoreus (snake pipefish), 2959 nucleotides. RefSeq names its product podocalyxin-like 2 (gene podxl2). The record is from RefSeq and is a predicted model, not a curated record. The coding region runs from base 47 to 1582 and encodes 511 amino acids. The transcript is spliced from 13 exons. Lineage: Eukaryota; Metazoa; Chordata; Actinopteri; Syngnathiformes; Syngnathidae.